AAAUGUUAAUUUAUGUAGUACUAGUAUAUCAUUAUUUACCUUCAAUUUGUUACUUGCGACUGAGUUUCUCGCGUCCGUUGUUGUUCUUCCGACGAACCACCGCCAAUGCGAUACUAGCUGCCACCGCUCACCAUCUGAAGCUUAACCGUGAAGCUUUUUCAUCAUGCUGAAUUCAACAUAUUUCACUACCAUUCUCUUCACUUCUCUUCGUACUUCAUCAUCCUCCACCACAACCUUCCUCCUUCUCUACCCUUAUACAACCUUCUUGGCUCGCACCCACUUCAAAAUACUCCACAAACUCCCAACCUUCAACGACACCGUUUCAUCUUUUAAUCACUUCCUCCACCUUCGCCAACCACCGCCCAUUCAAGAAUUCAACAAGCUCUUAUCAACAAUAAUCAAACUCAAACGCUACAACACCGUCGUUUCGUUAUAUUCUAACUUGGAAUGUAAGGGAACCGUAAAACCCUCACUUGUCACUAUGAGUAUAUUGAUCAAUGCUUUUUCUCAAUUGGGUCAAAUGGGUUUUGGUUUUUCAGUUGUUGGGAAGAUUCUCAAGAUGGGUUUUCACUUAGACGUCAAAACGCUUACUACAUUGAUGAAAGGUUUGUGCUUGAAAGGUAGAGUUUUGGAGGCAGUUAACUUACUUGAUGAUUUUGUUUCUAAAGGGUUUAGGUUUGACGAGGUUUGUUACGGGACAAUUAUUAAUGGGUUGUGUAAAACUGGUAAAACAAGAGAUGCUAUUGAGAUGUUUCCUAAGAUGAAGAAGAUUAGGGUUUACCCUAAUUUGAUUAUGUAUAAUACUGUUAUUGAUGGUCUUUGUAAACAAGGACUUGUAGAUGAGGCUUGUGGUUUGUGUUCUGAAAUGGUUGCUAAUGGUAUUAGUCUUGAUGUUUACAGUUACAAUUCUCUUAUUCAUGGUUUUUGUUCUGUUGGUCGGUUUGGAGCUGCGGCUAAGUUGCUCGAUGAAAUGGUUACGAGGGGGAAUAUUAAUCCUGAUGUGUAUACUUUUAAUAUAUUGAUUGAUGGUUUGUGUAAACUAGGAAGGGUUACUGAAGCUUACAAUGUGGUUGCUGUGAUGAUUAAAAGAGGUCGAAAGCCUGAUGUUGUUAGUUACAAUGCUUUGAUGAAUGGUUAUUGUCUGUGUGGAAGUGUGGACGAGGCUAAACAAGUGUUUGAUAAGAUGGUAGAGAGAGGUUCUUUGCCUAAUGUUAUUAGUUAUUGUACUUUGAUUAAUGGAUACUGCAAGGUUAUUAUGGUGGAUGAAGCCAUGAUGCUACUAACAGAAAUGCUUAAGAAGAAUUUAAUUCCUGAUACUGUAACUUAUAAUUGUCUUCUUGAUGGUUUGUCGAAAUCAGGAAGAACAUUGUACGAGUGGGACUUGGUUGAGGCCAUGUGUUCUAGUGGACAACCACCUGAUUUAAUUACUUACAAUACAUUGUUAGAUGAUUAUUUAAAACAUGAACAACCUGACAAGGCACUUGCAUUGUUUCAGCACAUUAUUGAAAUUGGGAUUUCGCCAAACAUACGCACGUAUAAUAUACUUCUUGACGGUCUUUGCAAAAGUGGAAGACUAAAUUAUGCAAAAGAGAUUUUUCAACUUCUUCCUGACAAAGAAUGUCAACCAAAUGUCCGAACAUAUAACAUUAUGAUACAUGGGCUUUGUAAACAAGGUUUUUUAGAUGAAGCGGAGGCCUUACUUUAUAAAAUGGUAGACAAUUAUUGCCUUCCUAACUAUAUAACUUUUGAUAUCAUUGUUCGUGCACUUUUGGUGAAAUAGUGGGAAUUGUUGGGGGAAAGAAACUUCUUCAAGGAAUGGUUACUUGGAGGUUUAUGGGAAAAUGACAUGAAAGAUGACAAGAAAAUGUUCAAGAACACAUUGGGGGAUUAGAGGUUUAAGAUUCAAAUCAAUGGCGUGGUUAGAUAUUCGUUCACUUCUUACAUUCUCUGCAAUUUUCCGCGUAAUUCUAAUCGUGUACGGUGAAUGGCAAGAUUCUCAUAUGGAAGUUAGAUACACUGAUGUUGAUUACAUUGUUUUUUCUGAUGCGGCUUCUCUUGUUGCUUCUGGUUUUUCUCCUUAUCAGAGAACCACUUAUCGUUAUUCCCCUUUACUCGCUUUUCUUCUUGUUCCUAAUUUGUUACUACAUCACGCUUGGGGAAAAUUUCUCUUCUCUUUUGCAGAUUUACUUGUGGGAUAUUUUAUCUAUUAUAUUCUAAAGCUGCAGAAGGUUCCUGAAAACCUCUGCAACUACUCUGUUAUGGCAUGGCUCUUUAAUCCAUUUACCUUCACCAUUGGGACACGCGGGAACUGUGAACCCAUUGUUUCUGCCAUGAUAUUGUGGAUCAUUGUCUGUCUUAUGAAAGGUAAUGUGUUACAGUCAGCAUUUUGGUAUGGACUUGUUGUCCAUUUCAGGAUUUAUCCUAUAAUUUAUUCUAUUCCUAUAAUCCUGGUUCUUGAUCCGAACUUCUUCCCAUCUGGCCAGAAACCCGUCCUAAGGAAGUGGAGUGCUGUUCAAAAAGAGAGAUCCGAAGACGAGAAUGUCCAGUUUGCCCCACAUAAUUUAUUGAAAAGCAUAUUUACAAGAAACAGGAUCAUAUUUGGACUGGUCUCAGGAUUCGUUUUCGUCUUUUGUACUGGUCUGUUCUACUGCUUAUAUGGGUGGGAAUUCCUACAUGAGGCAUUACUGUACCAUCUUACUCGUACAGAUCCAAGGCACAACUUCUCCAUCUAUUUCUAUCACAUAUAUCUUCAUUAUGGACAUGACAUCUCAGUGGUGGAAAAGCUUGUGUCCUUUUUGCCCCAGUUUUUGGUUCAGCUGGUUCUUAUUUUUAGUUUUGCACGAGAUUUGCCAUUUUGCUUAUUUGUGCAGACUGUAUCAUUUGUGGCCUUCAAUAAGGUGAUUACAGCACAGUACUUUGUUUGGUUCUUUUGCUUAUUGCCUCUAAUACUCCCAUGGAGUAAAAUGAAGCUUAAAUGGGGUGGAUUGUCUUGUAUUCUUUUGUGGAUAGGAGCUCAAACCCACUGGUUGUUGUGGGGCUACCUUCUUGAGUUCAAGGGUAAAAAUGUCCUUUUACAGCUUUGGGCGGCAGGCUUAAUGUUUUUAGCAGCCAACAUAUUCAUCCUUGUCAUGAUUAUUCGUCAACAUAAUUGUUCUUCUAUUUUCAAAGCUUUGGAGUAUACUCGCUCCAAGCAUGUAGCUAAGCUUGAAUGAGUGACUCUGACUUGUCGUCAAUGAGUUUCAAUUUUCAUCACCACCAUUACUAUGUAUCGCCCUUGUCGCACUUCAAUUCUGGAAGUUUAACAAUGCAAGGCCGUGACUACAGCAACCGACAUUCAUGUUGAAAUUUGCAUUAUUUUCAUCGUCACCAUUGCUAUUUAUCGCCCUUGUCGCACUUCAAUUCUGGAAGGUUAACAAUGCAAGGCCGUGACUACAGCAACUGACAUUCAUGUUGAAACUUGCAUUAUUGUUUUGUAACCCUGUAUGCCUUUUUUGGUGGUGUUGUUGCAGUACAUAAUCUUGAUCAAUGAAUUUAUUUUCAUUGUUUUCUUA
Molecule: messenger RNA, 3551 nt
Organism: Trifolium pratense (red clover)
Lineage: Eukaryota; Viridiplantae; Streptophyta; Magnoliopsida; Fabales; Fabaceae
Product: GPI mannosyltransferase 1-like
Exons: 6
Coding region: 1854-3212 (452 amino acids)
Biological process (GO): GPI anchor biosynthetic process
Cellular component (GO): glycosylphosphatidylinositol-mannosyltransferase I complex; membrane
Molecular function (GO): GPI mannosyltransferase activity; alpha-1,4-mannosyltransferase activity
Source: RefSeq, a predicted model, not a curated record